This is a messenger RNA of Phyllostomus hastatus (greater spear-nosed bat), 5395 nucleotides long. RefSeq names its product APC membrane recruitment protein 1 (gene AMER1). Gene Ontology annotation, cellular component: plasma membrane. The record is from RefSeq and is a predicted model, not a curated record. The transcript is spliced from 2 exons. Lineage: Eukaryota; Metazoa; Chordata; Mammalia; Chiroptera; Phyllostomidae. Gene Ontology annotation, molecular function: beta-catenin binding; phosphatidylinositol-4,5-bisphosphate binding. Gene Ontology annotation, biological process: regulation of canonical Wnt signaling pathway. The coding region runs from base 263 to 3733 and encodes 1156 amino acids.
GCUGCCCAGAGCCUGGGGAAGGGGAGCCAGUGCAGGAGGUGACUGGAGCCGCGGCGGCGGCGGAGGCAGCGGUGGCGGUUCCCUCAGCCACGGCAGCCGAGGCUCCAGCCUCGGCCAGGGCGGCGCAGCAGACAAUAACUGGGCUGGAAAACGAACCGGGCCGGACCCACUGUGAUGCUUCCUGACUGAUGACGUCAUAAUAGUGCCCAGAAGCCAGAGCGCUGCAUUUCCAGCUGAACACACCUGAGUUGUCCCCAUCACCAUGGAGACCCGAAAAGAUGAAGCUGCUCAGGCCAAGGGAGCAGCAGCGUCUGUGGAUACCCAGGACCAAGGGGCAGAGAAAGGAGCCCAGAGCAAGGCCGCUGAGACGACAGAAGGGCCAGCAUCAGAGCCACCCUCGUCUGGCCCAGGUAGGCUGAAGAAAACUGCCAUGAAACUCUUUGGUGGCAAGAAGGGCAUCUGUACCCUGCCUAGUUUCUUUGGAGGGGGACGGAGCAAAGGUUCUGGGAAAGGCAGCUCCAAGAAGGGGCUUAGCAAGAGCAAGACCCACGAUGGCCUGAGCGAAGCGGCCCGUAGCCCUGAAGACAUUGUCAGUGAAGGACCCGGCCUCUCUUUACCUUUGCCCGAGUCGCCCUGCCAGCUUCCCAGUUCCCAGAGCGCCCACGGGGCUUUGGAGACAGGCUCCAAGCACAAGACGUCUGUGGUUGCAGCCGUAGACAAAGCUGGGGCCGAGAAGGUUUCCUCUGUGCCCAAGCCAAAGAAAGGCCUGAAAGGUUUUUUCAGCAGUAUUCGCCGUCACCGGAAGAAUAAGAUUUCUGGUGCUGAGCAAAGGGAGCCAGGGCCCAAGGGGCCUGAGGAGGCCAGAGCCAGGCCUCAUGAGCACGUGAGCUCUGUCCUCCCAUCCCACGCUGAGGAAACCCUUCCAGACCCGAGAAAGGAAAAUGCCAAACACCAAGAUGCCCCUGGGCCAAAUGUUUCUUCCGCCUCAGAGCCUUCUGGAGCAGCCGCUGAGAAGGCAGCCUGUCAAGAUCCAGAAAAACCCGUGGGCGGCUGUGCCUCAGCACUCCUGCAGCCCAGUCCUGCCCCCGAAGCCGGUGGCCCAGAAGAGCCCCAGAGCCCAGAAACAGGGGAGAAGGUGGUGGCAGGAGAGGCAAAUCCACCCAAUGGCCCUGUGGGGGACCAACUGAGCCUCCUGUUUGGAGAUGUCACCUCCCUGAAAAGUUUUGACUCACUGACAGGAUGUGGUGACAUCAUAGCAGAGCAGGACAUGGACAGUAUGACAGACAGCAUGGCCUCUGGAGGCCAGAGGGCCAACCGAGAUGGGACCAAGCGAAGUUCCUGCAUGGUCACCUACCAAGGAGGUGGGGAGGAGAUGGCCUUGCCAGACGAUGAUGAUGAGGAAGAGGAAGAAGAAGAGGACGAGGAGGUAGAAUUAGAGGAGGAAGAAGAGGAAGCCAAGGUGGAAGAAGAUGAGGACUUAGAAUAUCUGUGGGCAAGUGGUCAGAUGUACCCAAGACCCAAUGUGAACAUGGGCUACCAGGCCACCACUUCGCCAGGCCACCAGGGCUAUGUGCUCUUUGACCCAGUCCGGUCUUACCCUGGCCUGGCUCCUGGAGACCUUUUGACUCCUCAGAGUGACCAGCAGGAGUCUGCCCCCAACAGCGAUGAGGGCUAUUAUGACUCAACCACACCUGGAUUUGAGGAUGAUUCCGGGGAGGCCCUGGGGCUUGUCCGCAGGGAUUGCCUGCCCCGAGACAGCUACAGUGGCGACGCCCUCUAUGAAUUCUAUGAGCCAGAUGACAGUCUUGAGGAGUCCCCACCGGGGGAUGACUGCCUUUAUGACCUCCACGGUCGCAGCUCUGAGAUAUUCGACCCUUUCUUGAACCUUCAGCCCUUUUCUUCCUCUCGGCCACCUGGGGCCAUGGAGACAGAAGAAGAACGCCUGGUGACCAUCCAGAAGCAGUUGUUGUAUUGGGAACUUCGGCGGGAGCAGCUGGAGGCCCGGGAGGCCCGGGAGGCACGUGCCCGAGAGGCUCACACCAGGGAGGCCUAUGCAAAAGAAGCUCACGCCAGGGAAGCUCACGCCCGAGAGGCUCACCCCCAGGAAGCUCACAUCAGAGAGGCCCGAGGCCGAGAGGCCUAUGCCAGGGAGGCUUGUGCCCGCGAGGCCUGUGCCAGGGAGGUCUGCACCCGAGAGGCCUGUGCCAGGGAGGCCCAGGCCAGAGAGGCUCGUGCUCGAGAGGCUCACAUCCGAGAGGCCCAGGCGUGGCCGGAGAAGCCCAUCAUAGAGUAUCAGAGGAGACCCUUAGGCCCAUCGGUGAUGGGCCUGGUGACAGGAAAAUCAGGGAGCUCUCAGACUUCACACCGAGGAACCACGUCAGCUUUCCCUGCCACAGCGGGCAGUGAGCCAGACUGGAGGGACUUCCGUCCUCUGGAGAAGCGUUUUGAGGGAACCUGCUCCAAGAAAGAUCAAAGCACCUGCUUGAUGCAGCUCUUCCAGAGCGAUGCUAUGUUUGAGCCAGACAUGCAAGAAGCCAAUUUUGGAGGGUCUCCCAGGAGGGCCUACCCUACUUACUCACCCCCUGAAGAGCCGGAGGAAGAGGAGGUUGAGAAGGAAGGCAAUGCCACCGUGAGCUUCUCGCAAGCCCUUGUGGAGUUCACCAGCAAUGGCAACCUCUUCUCCAGCAUGUCCUGUAGCUCCGACUCCGACUCCUCCUUCACUCAAAACCUCCCUGAGCUGCCCCCCAUGGUGACCUUCGACAUUGCUGAUGUGGAACGGGAUGGGGAAGGCAAAUGUGAAGAGAAUCCGGAAUUCCACAAUGAUGAGGACCUCGCGGCCUCCUUGGAAGCUUUUGAGCUAGGCUACUACCAGAAACACGCCUUGAACAACUACCGCAGCCGAUUCUACCAAGGCCUGCCCUGGGGGGUGAGCAGUCUUCCUCGAUACUUGGGACUGCCUGGCAUGCACCCACGGCCUCCACCUGCCGCCAUGGCCCUCAACAGGAGGAGCCGCUCCCUUGACACGGCAGAGACCCUGGACCUGGAGAUGUCCGAUUCCCACCUGGCCCCAGGCUACAUGGAGUCUGAUGAGCUUCAGCCUCAGCAGGAAGAUUCGGAUGAAGAAGAAGAGGAAGAAUGGGGCCGAGACAGUCCCUUGUCCCUCUAUACUGAACCUCCAGGGGCCUAUGACUGGCCUGCCUGGGCUCCCUGUCCUUUCCCAGUGGGGACAGGCCCUGCCUGGAUAAAUAGCAGCCAGCCGGAUGGGCCUUCUAGCCAGUCUCCCUACGGGCAGGCAGCCUGCUGCGUACCUCCUGCAGCUAUGUCAGUAUUGCUGUCAGGACCAGGGCCAGAGCCAAGGGCACCUGGGGAAUCCGGGCCUCAGCUAGUUCGGCCUUCGCACCUACCCCUUCCCAUAGGCCCUUGUUAUAACCUUCAGCCUCAGGCCUCCCAGAGUGCGAGGGCCAGGCCUCGAGAUGUGCUGCUGCCUGCCGAUGAGCCCAGUUGCUCCUCCAGUUCUGGAGGCUUCAGCCCCAGUCCUCUUCCCCAGGCCAAGCCUGUGGGCAUCACCCACGGCAUCCCUCAGCUGCCCAGGGUCCGGCCUGAGCUCCCACAGCCUCAGCCCAUUCACUACGGGGCUUCCAGCCUCGACCUGGCGAAGGAGAGGGCUGGGCAAGGUGCCUGUCUCCCCAGCAGCUACUCCUCCACUGCCGUGAAAGGGAAUCUAGCUGAGUAGUCGUCACCAAUGCUGGAGCCGGGGGCAUGGGGCCUGAGCAUGUGAAUGGGGAUCCGGGGUUGGGCAGAGGGAUUGGGGGGUGGGGGUUGCUGUUUCACUUGAAAAUCUUUUGGGCCAAGGAAAGCUCGUAUGAGUUUUCGCCUUUGCUUUCCCACUUCCGUCUUUUGCCAUCUGUGGCCACGUUCAGCUCAAGUACAUCUGCCCCGGGAGGCUGCUGCUGCUGCUGCUGCUGCUGCUGCUGCUGUGCUCCAGUUUUUGCUUUCGGGGUUUCUUCUUGUGACCCGUGCAGGGUUCGGGAUGCUGUAAUUUUGUGCCUAUUCCAGUUGCCAAGUUAGUGAAUAUAUAGAGAGCAUGCAUCCUUGACACAGGCUGAACCCUUAGCACCCCCUGCCACCUCACCACCCAGUGAAUGAUGAACCCCCAAUGAACAGCCAGGUCUGCACUGCCUCCCCCGUGGGGGCAGGGGGCCUGCUUGCUGUUAGCAAUGUGAAAUUAUGGUACAAUGCUCCCCACCCCCACUCCAUUCCGUCUUGGCAUAGCUGCCACCAUUACAUCAGAUGACUAUAAUCUAUUUGUCCCAGCUAGCUGUCCUUAGAGAGGAUCAAGUAGCAUGUAUCUCACCGCCUACUGCUGUGGACUUUGGCAUCGUAACCAGAUGGGGGCCUUUUAACCUGGCCCGCCAUAGCUUGGGUUGAAGACAAAAAUGCUAAUCCCCUUAAUGGAGUGAUCAAAUUAAUCCAGUUGCAGUUGCAAACGGAAGACAAAAUAGGCUUCUCUCACAGACAUUGCCAUAAGUCUUGAGCUCUGGAAUGAUAGGAUUUUCGUUUCUCCCUUUUCCUCUCUUAAGCUUGUGACUUCCGGAGUUACAGGUGCUUUUGAAUGUCGGUUCUUUUUUUUUUCUUCCUCCAAAGGAAAUGGACAUAAUCUCAUCACAAAGAAUACAUUCUUUUCAUUGAGAUACAAGAAGAGAAGCAGCCUAAAUUAGGCUUGGCUCUAGAGGUUGGGGUUUUUGCAGGUUCCCAGGGGGAAGGAUGGGAAACGGAGGGCCGUUUGUCUGAGGCAACAGGAGAGAAGAUUUCAGAGUUUGCCGAGCCUGAGGCAACCCAGCUUCUGAGAGGGGAAAAGAGCUUCCCCCCCUUAAAAGUAAUUCCUUAUACCUUGUGCACCCCUUCGUUUGGAUGCUGUCAAGAAGCUCCAGGCCAGCACUCCCAAGAGACAGUAUACCAAAGGCACCUAGGCUGCUGUUCAGGACUCUAAAGAACUUCCAUCAUUUUGCAAUUAGCUGAGCCCUUAGCAUCAUCAAAAGACCAGGCUUCUUGAGAGGGAAGACUGUGACCUGCCCUCACACUGCCAAGCUUCAGGAUGCCGAUUCACAUGGCAGUUGUAGCCUUUAUGGAAUGAACGGCACCCUCCUUUGUCCUGUAUCCAUCCGCACAGUUCUAACGGUAAACUAGCUUGGAAAUACUGGUGGGGAGAAUUUGCUGUCGGGAAGACAUUGCACCAGGCUAAUCUUCCCCCCAGGCUUGGCCUCUCAUUAAUCAGCAAUACGAGAGGGUUUCUUUUAAAUUUCUUGAUUGGAAAUAGCCAAUGGGAUAUUUUUUACCAGGAUGUGUUGACCCAGACAAAUGAUGACUGUUGCCCACCCGCCCCCCACAGCCGCUC